Epinephelus fuscoguttatus (brown-marbled grouper) is the source of this 2135-nucleotide messenger RNA. It is a transcript of the gene mc1r, whose product is annotated as melanocortin 1 receptor. Gene Ontology annotation, biological process: G protein-coupled receptor signaling pathway. Gene Ontology annotation, cellular component: membrane. Lineage: Eukaryota; Metazoa; Chordata; Actinopteri; Perciformes; Serranidae. The coding region runs from base 933 to 1910 and encodes 325 amino acids. The transcript has a single exon. The record is from RefSeq and is a predicted model, not a curated record. Gene Ontology annotation, molecular function: melanocyte-stimulating hormone receptor activity.
UAUGAACCUUUCCUUUGAAAGUGAUUUGAGUUCUAGAAAUGCAGGAGUUCAAAAGAAAGUGCCCUUUAAAGAUUUUAUGUGCUGAAAAAAAACUUCACAGUACGUCAGUAAAUGAUCAAGAAGGAGUCUGACAUGAAGUGGUCACAUUGUUGCACUGGUGCUUACGGGGAUCACUGACAUUGUGACUGGUAAGUCGUAAAGAUAACAGAAAACUGCCCUGGCUUUAUUUAAAACAAAAUGUCAAAGGGAUAAAAGAUCAAAUACUUGGCUGAACAACGCUGCUCAUCGCCCUGCUUUCCUCCCCAUUUCUUGUCCAAAAUUGCGGGCGUGCCAAACACGACUGAUACAGGACCACAGCCCAGCUGACGUUGGCGUGAGGGGAGGAGGCGCCCGAGGUCCCUCUGAAUCCAGCAUCACCGUGAGAAAUGUUCAAGCAAGAAGACACUUUGUUCAUUCUCACCAUGUUGGUCAGAGCAGUCUGAGCGGGGAGUUUGGCAGAUGCUCGGACGUCCUGUGAGAAUGGAAAAUGAUGACUUGUGAGCGCAUUGUUUGGAUGAAGACGCACAUUUUAUGGAUCUCUGUGUUGGAAAAGUUGCAUCCAUAAGAAAAAAGAAAAGUUUCUCCAAAAAGCGCAAACUCUCCGGACUUUUGCAGCGCGUCAACGCGACUGUUCUCCACGUUUUCAACAGUUCAUCCUGUUAUUAAAGGUUAGGAGGACGCUGUGUGGAUAUCUGACAGUCAGCGCGAUGAUGGGUUCAACACCUGAACAACUGGCUUGAUUUUUCCAACUGUGCUGCAACGCGUCACUCCAAUAGCUGAUGGUGAAGCAUCCUCUGAACCAAAGAGACAACCGGUGACGCUCGCUUUCCCACUGUGCUGCAGUAAAAUCCAGCAGGGCACCCUUUAAUCAGUCAUCAGGUAGAAGGUCAGACAUGGAAAUGACCAACAGGUCCCAGCACAACCCCUCCAUCCUCCAUGUGGAUUUCAUCCCUCUAACUGACUACAUGUUGGAGAACGAGACCAACUCCACCGCCGGAGAGCGAAACUCGUUUGGCUGCGUGCAGAUCCACAUCCCGCAGGAGCUCUUCCUGGCGCUGGGGCUCAUCAGCCUGGUGGAGAACAUCCUGGUGGUGUUGGCCAUCUUCAGGAACCGCAACCUGCACUCGCCCAUGUACUACUUCAUCUGCUGCCUGGCGGUGUCCGACAUGUUGGUCAGCGUCAGCAACGUGGUGGAGACCAUGUUCAUGCUUCUCAACGACCACGGCCUGAUGGACGUGCACCCUGGCAUGCUGCGCCACCUGGACAACAUCAUCGACGUGAUGAUCUGCAGCUCCGUGGUGUCCUCGCUGUCCUUUCUGUGCACCAUCGCAGCGGACCGCUACAUCACCAUCUUUUACGCGCUGCGUUAUCACAGCAUCAUGACCACGCAGCGCGCCGUCAACAUCAUCGUGGUGGUGUGGCUGGCCAGCAUCACCUCCAGCAUCCUGUUUAUUGUUUACCACACCGACAACGCUGUCAUCGUGUGCCUCGUGACCUUCUUCUGCACCACCCUGGUGUUUAACGCCGUGCUGUACCUGCACAUGUUCCUCCUGGCUCACCUGCACUCGCGGCGCAUCGUGGCUUUCCACAAAAGCAGGCGCCAAUCCACGAGCAUGAAGGGCGCGAUGACCCUCACCAUCCUGCUCGGGGUGUUCAUUGUAUGCUGGGGCCCCUUCUUCCUCCACCUCAUCCUCAUCCUCACCUGCCCCACCAGUCCCUUCUGCAACUGUUUCUUCAGAAACUUUAACCUUUUCCUCAUCCUCAUCAUCUGCAACUCGCUCAUCGACCCACUCAUCUACGCGUACCGGAGCCAGGAGCUGCGUAAAACCCUGCAGGAGCUGGUCCUGUGCUCUUGGUGCCUCGGUGUUUGAAUGAAACCGUGCACAUACAGGAAGAUGACGAGCAUCAGGUUAUCAACAAUGUCGGCUACCUCAUCUUCUUGAAUGUACUUUGUGUCAGAAGCUGAAGUAAGCCGUGACUGAUGCAUGAAUGAACUGGCACAUGCCUUCUGAACAUGCGCGACUGAUAAAUACUUCUGUACAUCUCCUCGAGAAUAUUAUUAUUUCCACGCAAGGCUUCAGGCAUUGUGAAACACC